AUGUCCGCCGUUACGCCAGUCGGAAGAGAAGUCGGGUCGGGGGCAGCUGUCCUCCCGGAAAAGGUGGACGACAUCGAGAUCGCCCCGGAAAGUCCCUCUACAGAGUCGGACGCAAAGCUUGAGCGGACAGAGUCGAACAGCUCAAGAGUAUCUUUCCAGCAGUACAUCGACCUUGUGUUUCCGCGAGGAUGGAAGCUGGUUCUGCUUUGGACAUCGAUCGCGCUUAUCGCUGCAUUCGCGACAUCAUCUUUCGGCAAGCACACCGUCGUCGGACUCAUGGCUGUCAUCAACAACAUUAUGAGUGCUGUUGCGCUCCCUUUCCUGUCUAAGAUCUGUGACUUUGCAUCGCGCCCACUCGCGCUCUCGGUCGCAACGCUACUGUUCACGCUUGGAUACGUCGUUGUCGCCGCUGCUCCUACGGUCGUCGCCGUCGCCGCCGGGGAGGCCAUUUUUACCGCCGGUCGAACGGGCAUCUACCAGAUCAUGCACAUCCUGAUCUGCGACAUGACCCAGCUCCAGUGGCGUGGCAUCGUCUUGGGAUGCUACUCGCUUCCGUGGAUUAUGAACGGUUUCCUCGGAGCGAAGAUUACGAGUGCUAUCCGUGUCACCUCCUCGAUCGACGGAGAGACCUGGCGAUGGGGCUACGGCAUGUUCACAAUCAUCAUCCCGGUCGCCAUCGCGCCGUCGAUUCUGGUGAUGUUUUGGGGUCACCGCCGCGCCAAGAAACUCGGCGCUCUCUCUCUUGCCUCCUCGUCGUAUGCUCGACGACAGGCCCUCGAGGGCAUCGAGCCGCCUCCCAAGAAGGCAUGGUGGCGCCGCAUCCUCGAUCUCUGGAGCGAUCUCGACGGCUUUGGUCUCCUUCUCUUCGGGUUUGCCCUCGCCCUGCUUCUCUGCCCACCCACUCUCACCACCUUUGCCAAGGGCGGUUACGCCAACCCCUCGCUUAUCGCCAUGUACGUUGUCGGUGGAGUCCUCUUCAUCGCCUUCAUCAUCUGGGACACGAUCUUCGCCAAGUCGCCGAUUUGGGCCGCCCGCCUCAUGAACCGUACCUUCCUGCUUUGCACUGCGGUCGAUGCGUUCCACUUCUUCUCGACCGGCCUGCACGAGGCCUACUACAACUCGUGGGUGUACAUCAUCAAGCCGACGUGGAGCGAGUACAACUACUCGACCUUCUCCAACAUCCACAACAUGGGCAUGUGCUUCUUCGCUGUCUGCGCCGGUGUUCUCAUGCGCUUCACCCACCGUUACCGCUACAUCCAGAUGUCCGGUCUGAUCAUCCGCCUCGUCGGUGAGGGACUCAACUACUACUCGCUCUCCAACCAGAGUGACGUUGUUCUCGUCAUGGCCAAGCUCAUGAUCUCGUGCGGCGCCGGAUUCAUUAUUACCACCACUGCUGUUGCCGCGCCUGCCUCUGUGCCGCACAAGGACAUGGCCGGCGCCAUGUCAAUCCUGCACAUGGUUGCUCAGCUGGCCGGUUCCAUCGCUGGCAGUAUCAGCGCGAGCAUCUGGAACUCGAAUGUCCCGAAGAACCUGGAGAAGUAUCUUCCGGAGCUGAGCGACAGUGCGCGAGCAAAGGUGUUCGGCUCGGUCCGCCUUGCGCGCCGCCAGGAGCCGCACGACAUGGUCGUCCGCGCCUACACCGAGGCCUACCGGCCCAUGAUGAUCAUUGCGAUCUGCACGACGGGCGUCGCCCUCAUCCUCUCCCUGUUCAUCAAGGACAUGAACCUGGGCCGCGCGCACAACGACGUCGAGCGCCACAAGGAGGUGCGCAUGCGCACCAAGAGCGAGACGGACAGCGAGAUCCUCCGUGAAAAGGUCGAAGCAGCCGAGGCGCAGGCUAGGACCGAAGUCGAGGCGGAAGAGAAGCGGACAACUAUUCAGUAG
Trichosporon asahii var. asahii CBS 2479 is the source of this 1884-nucleotide messenger RNA. RefSeq lists its product as uncharacterized. The record is from RefSeq and is a predicted model, not a curated record. Gene Ontology annotation, molecular function: transmembrane transporter activity. The transcript is spliced from 3 exons. Lineage: Eukaryota; Fungi; Basidiomycota; Tremellomycetes; Trichosporonales; Trichosporonaceae. The coding region runs from base 1 to 1884 and encodes 627 amino acids. Gene Ontology annotation, biological process: transmembrane transport.